AUAGUAGAUCCUCGCCCCUAUAACCGGCACGCCGGGAAGAAUCAGCGAAUCGAUAAUGUCAGAUUCGGUUGCCACGUUGCCGUCUCCGAGAUCCGCCGCGGAUGUAUUCUGGGAUAACUCUCGUCAUCCUCCUCUAUGGCUCAACCCUUCCCUCUUCCUUUCCCCAUCCUUCGACUCCGAGUCCUUCGUCUCAGACCUCCGUACACUCGUCCCCUUCGACACUCUCCGAUCCGAGCUCCGAUCACACAUUUCCUCCCUCAGCCGCGAUCUCCUCGACCACAUCAAUCGAGACUACGCCGAUUUCGCGAAUCUGAGCGCUGAGCUCGUCGAUAUCGACGCGGCUGCAGUCCGCAUGCGCGCUCCGCUCCUUGAGCUCCGUGAGGAGAUCAGCGAGUUUCGUGGAUCCGUGGAGGCCGCACGUGUCGCACGUGCGAGUGGAUUAAACCAACGUUACGAUGCUGAUGCGGCAAGGGAGGUUUUGGAAUCGUCGCUCGAGGCUUUUCGUGUGGUGUCUAAGGUUGAAAAGCUUAUACAAGGGCAGCAUGAUGGAGCAACCAUGAGAGAAACACAGAGCGUGCUCUUGGAAAGAAUUGCUAGUGAAUUGAAUCGGCUCAAGUUCCAUAUGGCUCCUCAUGCACAGAACCUGCCUUUCAUUGAGAACUUGGAGAAGAGGAUUCAGAGCGCUUGUGUGUUAUUCGAGGCUAGCUUGCGUAGUUGCUUCAUUGACGGGCUAAUCAACAGCGACGCAAACGUCCUUUACAACUGUCUACGUGCAUAUGCUGCCACUGAUAACGUCAAGAAUGCAGAAGAGGUUUUUCGUACAACAAUUGUGGCUCCAUUUGUACAUAAUGUUAUUGCACAUGAAGCGUAUGAUGGAACACUGCGAGAUGAACUUGAAAACGAUUACAAACAGAUCAAGCAUUUCGUUGCCAAUGACUGUAAAACGCUGCUAGAGAUAUCUUCCACUGACAAAUCGGGUUUGCAUGUCUUCAACUUCUUGGCAAACUCAAUCCUGAAAGAAGUUAUUUUGGCAAUCCAGAAAGUAAAACCAGGCGUGUUUUCUCCUGGAAGGCCUACCGAGUUCUUGAAGAAUUACAAGGCAAGCUUGGAUUUCCUAGCAUACCUUGAAGGGUACUGUCCGUCUAGGUCUGCUGUAACUAAGUUUCGAGUUGAAGCGAUAUGUAUCGAAUUCAUGAAGCAAUGGAAUGUGGGAGUGUAUUUUUCACUGAGGUUUCAUGAGAUAGCUGGAGGCUUGGAUUCUGCUCUUACUUCUGCUUCUCUGGUUUUCAUUCAGGAUUCUGACUCAGAUAAACGGAAUUCACCCACCUUAAUGCUUAGACAAAGCAUUACUCUUUUGGACAGCUUGCGAUCAUGCUGGAAAGAAGAUGUUCUCGUUUUCUCUGCUGCUGAUAAAUUUCUUCGCUUAGCCUUACAGCUUCUUUCGAGAUACUGCAAUUGGGUGUCAUCUGCGGUGAAUGCUAGAAAGAGUAAUGCCAACCUGAGUCCUGGAUGUGAAUGGGCAGUUUCAGCAACUGCAGAAGAUUUUGUAUAUGUUAUACAUGAUGUAAAUUGUCUAAUCUCAGAAGUUCGUGGCGAUUACGUUGGACAUAUAUCACACUAUUUAUCUUCAUGCUCCUCAGAAGUUCUGGAUGUUGUGAGGAAGAGCAUGUUACAGGGUGUAGAAUCGUUACAAAACGUUCUACCUUUGCUUAAGAAGACCAUUAUUGAAGUCAUUGUUGAUCAAUCUGUUGAGGAUCUAAGUCAGCUCAAGGGAAUAGCUGCAACAUGCAUGAUGUCUAAUAAACCACUGCCUGUUAGGCAUUCACCGUACGUGAUUGGACUAUUGCGCCCUCUAAAGGCAUUUUUGGAGGGAGACAAGGCGAGCCAUUACUUGACCCACGAAACAAGGGAGGAGUUAUUGUUUCACACUCUCACUGAAAUUACCAGGCUGUAUUAUGAACUAGCUGCUGAACGUUUAAGCGAGGCGAGAAAAACAGAGAAUUUUCUUCAGAAAUCGCGACAAAAUGCUCAGAAACGGGCAGGUGGAACAUCAGGUGUAGCUGACCACAAUGUAUCUGGAACAGAGAAGAUGUGUAUGCAGUUGCUCCUCGAUCUUCAGGAGUAUGGCCGAAACAUUUCUGCGUUGGGGUUGAAUCCGGAAGAGAUCGCGCCAUAUUGUUCCCUCUGGAAAUGUGUUGCACCUCCAGAUAGGCAAAAGACAAUUAGUGUUUGAGGACUCGCUGCUUUUUCAGACAACAUUUUGAUAUCUUGUAAAAAGGGUUAUACUUUCUUUUCUUCGCUUGGGUUUGUUUACUUAAUACAACGACCAGAAGAGGAAGAGAAUUUUUGUUGAAGAGUGUUUUCCAAAGUUGCAUUAUGAUUUGAUAGA
Molecule: messenger RNA, 2389 nt
Organism: Raphanus sativus (radish)
Lineage: Eukaryota; Viridiplantae; Streptophyta; Magnoliopsida; Brassicales; Brassicaceae
Product: conserved oligomeric Golgi complex subunit 2
Exons: 12
Coding region: 56-2233 (725 amino acids)
Biological process (GO): Golgi organization; intra-Golgi vesicle-mediated transport; protein transport
Cellular component (GO): membrane; COG complex
Source: RefSeq, a predicted model, not a curated record